UUUAGGUUUUGUUGUGCAAAAUGGCGAGGAUCACAGCUGUUAGUAAAGGCAGUUGGGAGUUUGUCAGUAAAGAGCAGAUUGCCGAAAACAAUGAAAGGAAUGAUGACGGUGAUGUUGACGAUGAAGAUGAUGACUGGGUGAGCAUGUAUGACGAUGAUUAUGAUGAUCUUACUCGGAAGUUGGGCAGUAGCAGUAAGCUAUUUACUGACUCGCUGAACACUGUGUCGAAAGGUACUACGGGUCGAACUGGUCUGAGUGAGUUCUGGAACCGGAAGUUGAUGGAAAGAUUUUCCUCGGUGAAGACUAUAUGUAAAGAUCGUUCUGAUCGAGCAACUGCAGAACAGGUUCUGGAUAAACGCACUUUGCUUAUAUUAAGGCGACUUAUGCAAAGAGAUAUUUUCGAUAAAAUUGAAGGAUGCGUUAGUACUGGUAAAGAGGCGAAUGUUUAUCAUGCUUUAACAGGUGAUGGCAAAAGUCUGGCUGUGAAGGUGUAUAAAACAAGCAUACUCAUCUUUCGAGAUCGCGACAGAUACGUUAGUGGUGAAUUCAGAUAUCGGCAUGGUUACUCCAAGCAUAAUCCAAGAAAAAUGAUCACAGUGUGGGCAGAAAAAGAAAUGAGGAAUCUGUCCCGAAUGCAUUCUGUCGGACUUCCUGUUCCAAAACCUGUAAUCGUUAAGCAGAAUGUUGUGGUUAUGGAUUUUAUUGGUGCCGAUGGUUGGCCAGCAGCACUUUUAAAAGAUGCUGAGCUGUCACAUAAGCUUGCUGAUACGCUUUAUAUCAAACUAGUGGAUUAUAUGCGGAAAAUCUACAGAGAUUGUCGGCUGGUACAUGCCGAUUUAUCCGAAUACAAUAUUAUGGUUAAAGAAGGAAAGUUGUACAUAAUUGAUGUAUCACAAUCAGUAGAGCACGAUCAUCCACGUUCUCUAGAAUUUCUUCGUUCAGACUGCUCGAAUGUCACAAAAUUCUUCAGAAGUAGGGGGGUUUCUGUGCUUUCUACUAGAGAUCUUUUUCUUUUGGUGGCUGAUCCAUCUAUCAAAACGGAAAGUCAAUUACAGGAACUUAUGAGUAAAAGGACUUCUGAAACACCAGCUGAUGAUGCCCUGUUUAUGAAUGCCUUUAUUGCUCAAAAGUUAGAACAAGUGCUUUACUUUGAACGUGAUCAACAAAUUACAAAAGCUGGUGGAGAAAUUCCAAAUCCGUUUCAGAUGAUGAUCUCACAAGUGAGGUGUGAUGAAGAUCAGAGUAUAGAUGAGGGAAAUGAGUUUGAAAGUGACGAACUAGAAGAUCAAAGAGGUUUAAAUCAAUAUCCUGGCUCAAUAGAGUUAUCAAUCUCUGGCGAAAAAGAACGAAAAAAUCGCAAAGUAGCCAUCUAUAUACGCAGUCGUGAUGAAUCCCCGAAUACGAAAAAGGAGCGAAAACGGCUGGUAAAAGAAGAAAAGCGCGCCAGUCGAUUAACGAAGAUACCGAAGCAUAUCAAGAAGCGCCACAAUAAGACUAAUAAAUGUUGAUAGUAAUGUAGCCAGUGCACAAAAUAUACCGGAAUGGAACGUUUUUAUGGUGGUUUCAUUCUCUUCUCCAAUUAGAAAUACUGAUUAGUUCACCAAGAAGUGCAGAAUAUAAUUUCUUCGUGUGAUCGUCUUGUAAAAUCCAAGUUACUAGUUUACAUAUUUUGGCAGCGGCAGCACUUCAUUAUUCACAACUUCUUGUCAAUACUCCCUUAAUUGAUCUUUAGUACCAAUGUUGUUUUGUAUGAUAUUUUGAGCUCAAAUCUUUUUUAAAGAUUUUUAAAUUCGUGGAAGUUGUUUCCAAUAUAUUUGCUUGAUACACUUCUUAAAAGCAACAUCUUGAAAUACGUUCUUUAAAUGUUCUAUCUUUAAUUAAAAAUCUUUUAUAAUUAUCUUUUGCUUUGUCUUUUGCUAAUUUUGUAGGCAUUAUCAUCCUUUUUAGUUCUAAUACCAUAUAUAAGGUAUGGAAAUGGAAAUCUUAUUUCAGGCGGCAUAAAUUUUUGCGUCAGUUAUUACUGUUAGUAUCACUCUUAUUAUUAACACCACGACCAUCGUCAUUACCACUGUCAGUACUAUAACUUUUGUUCCUGCUUAUUAACGAAAGAAAAACUGGUGUUUUUUAUCGCUUCAGUUGUUCUUUUUGAAUAUAUAGCUGUUCCUUCCGAGCCUCCCGCUAUUCAUCACUCUAUUUUUUUUGUCAUCCUCGAAAAAUUUCCGACUGGUGUGUUGCCAAAAUUUUUAGGAAUUUGUUGGAAAUAUAAGUGUGAUUCAUCGGAUUUCUCAGUUGUUACUUAACCACUCUUCUAUUUUCAUAACUGCCUCCAUGAGGUUGGAGAAUUAGUGUGACUCAUUCAAAAGAUUGCGCCACAUACUUAAACAUGGAUUCACUGUGUCAGGAAUGCCGCACGUGUUCUGUUAUGCUACUGUAAAUAAAAAUAUUUUCAAGAAAAACG
Messenger RNA from Loa loa (African eye worm), 2458 nucleotides. Its product is annotated as atypical/RIO/RIO1 protein kinase. The record is from RefSeq and is a predicted model, not a curated record. The transcript is spliced from 11 exons. Gene Ontology annotation, molecular function: protein serine/threonine kinase activity; ATP binding. Gene Ontology annotation, cellular component: cytosol; preribosome, small subunit precursor. Gene Ontology annotation, biological process: protein phosphorylation; maturation of SSU-rRNA. The coding region runs from base 21 to 1508 and encodes 495 amino acids. Lineage: Eukaryota; Metazoa; Nematoda; Chromadorea; Rhabditida; Onchocercidae.